Messenger RNA from Diabrotica virgifera virgifera (western corn rootworm), 3177 nucleotides. Its product is annotated as zinc finger protein 493-like. The transcript is spliced from 2 exons. Bases 95 to 2656 code for a protein of 853 amino acids. NCBI's taxonomy places the organism in Eukaryota, Metazoa, Arthropoda, Insecta, Coleoptera, Chrysomelidae. The record is from RefSeq and is a predicted model, not a curated record.
UUCUGCUUCCUGCUUGUUCUUGUCGCUUGUUUUUGUUUGUUUUGUUGUUUGUUGAUGUUUGAGUCGCUUGGGUUUGCUUUUGGCUGUUGAAAUUAUGGAAGCAAAACAAGAAAUUAACGAGGAAAAGGAAACGUGUAAAAUAGAAAUAGAGUAUAAUCACUUGGAUGAUGCUGUUUUGGAUGUCUUUAAAUAUGAAAUUCAGGAGGAAACCAAAAGGGAAAAAACUCAUGACCCACGCGGUUCUUUAGACUUUGAGAAAUUUCCCAUAAAUACUGAAAUAGAACAUGGAAAUAAACUUGACCAAUUUGAAGAAAACAAAAAAACUGAUACAGAUCAUAUCCAAGAGAACAAGAUGGCCGUUAUAGAGACAAAUACUCAACAUUCAUCUAACGAAGAAAAUUCUAGGAAUCCACAUGCUGAAGGAAAAACAUCAAAUAAAAAGAAGAAAGUUGUGACUGGAAAAAGACCUUAUAAAUGUGAAAUUUGUUCAAAACAGUUUAUUUGUGCAAGUGCUUUGACAAGACAUUCGAGAGUACAUACUGGACAAAAACCACACAAGUGUGAAAUUUGUUUUAAGCAAUUUAGUCAAGCAGUUGGUUUAAAAAGACAUUUGCUAGUGCACACUGGAGAAAAACCUUAUCAGUGUGAUAUUUGUUCAAAACGGUUUCCUCAAAAAGAUCGAUUAAUUCCUCACAUGACAGUUCACAACGGAAAUAAACCUUUAAAGUGUGAAAUUUGUUAUAAGUCGUAUAAUUCACCAUAUCAAUUAAAACUGCAUUUAAGAGUGCAUAGUGGAGAAAAACCAUACAAGUGUGAAAUUUGUUUUAAGGAAUUUAGCAUAGCAGGUAAUUUGAAAAUGCAUUUGAGAAAGCACACUGGAGAAAAACCUCACAAGUGUGAGAUUUGUUUUAAGCAAUUUGGUGAAGCAUUUAGUUUAAAAACACAUUUAAGAGUACACACUGGAGAAAAACCUCACAAGUGUGAAAUUUGUUUUAAGCAAUUUAGCAUAGCAGGUAAUUUGAAAAUGCAUAUGAGUGUGCAUACUGAAGAAACACCUCACAAGUGUGAUAUUUGUUUUAAGCAAUUUAAAAAAACAAGUAAUUUGAAAACACAUUUGAAAGUGCACACUGGAGUAGUAAAACCUCACAAGUGUGAAAUUUGUUUUAAGCAAUUUAGGAAUGUAUCUGGUUUAAAAUUACAUUUGCGAGUGCACACUGGAGAAAAACCUCACAAGUGUGAAAUUUGUAAUAAGCAGUUUAGUCAAGCAGGUGCUGUGAAAGUACAUUUGAAAGUGCACACUGGAGAAAAACCCCACGAAUGUGAAAUUUGUUUUAAGCGGUUUAGUGAAGCAGUUCAUUUGAAAACACAUUUAAGAGUGCACACUGGAGAAAAACCAUACAAAUGUGAAAUUUGUUUUAAGCAAUUCAGUGAAACAGGUACUUUAAAAAAACACUUACAAGUACAUACGGGAGAAAAACCUCAUAAGUGUGAAAUUUGUUUAAAGCAAUUUAGUAAAGGAAGUAGUUUAAAAAAACAUUUGAGGCUGCAUACGGGAGAAAAACCUUACAAGUGUGAAAUUUGUUUAGAACAGUUUGUUCACAAAUUUCAAUUAACUUUUCACAUGACAGUUCACACUGGUGAAGAACCUCAUAAGUGUGAAUUUUGUUUUAAACUGUUUAGUCAUGCACAUGGAUUAAAAACACAUUUGAGAGUGCACACUGGGGAAAAACCAUACAAGUGUGAAAUUUGUUUUAGACAAUUUUCCGGGAAAACUAGCUUGAAAGAUCACAUGGGAUUGCACACUGGGGAAAAACCUCACAAGUGUGAAGUUUGUGCUAAGCAGUUUAUUAGAACAAAUCAAUUGAAAGUACAUUUGAGAGUGCACACCGGGGAAAAACCUUAUAAGUGCGAAAUUUGUUUUAAGCAAUUUGGUGUAGGAGGUGCUUUAAAAAAACAUCUGAGAAUGCAUACAGGAGAAAAACCUCACAAGUGUGAAUUUUGUGAUAAGCAAUUUACAGAAAAAUGUAGUUUAAAAAAACAUUUGAGAGUGCACACUGGAGAAAAACCUUAUCAGUGUGAAGUUUGUUCAAAACGGUUUACUCAAAAAGUUCAUUUAACUGCUCACAUGACAGUUCACACCGGAGAAGCACUUAACAAGUGUGAAAUUUGUUCUAAGCAGUUCAUUACAGCACAUAAUUUGAAAGUACAUUUAAAGUUACACACUGGGCAAAAACCUUAUCAGUGUGAAGUUUGUUCAAAACGGUUUGCUAAAAAAGGUCAACUUACUACUCACGUCACAGUUCACACUGGAGAAAAACCUCACAGGUGUGAAAUUUGUUUUUAUCAGUGUCGUACUACUGGUGAUUUGUCGAAACAUUUGAUGGUGCAUACUGACGAAAGACCUCACAAGUGUGAAAUUUGUGAUAAGCAAUUUCGUCAAACAAGUAAUUUGAAAGCACAUUUGAUUACACAUACUGGAGAAAAGCUUCACAAAUGUGAAAUUUGUGAUAAAUCAUUUAGUACAGCAGGUAAUUUAAAAAACCAUUUGAGAGUGCACACUGGUGAAACACCUUAUCAGUGUGAAAUUUGUGAUAAGCAAUUUAAUCAAGCAAAUAGUUUAAAAAAACAUUUGAAAGUGCAUACCUCACAAGCGUGAAAUUUGUUUUAAGCAAUUUAGUCACACAUCUGAUUUGAAAAGACAUUUAAGAACAUAUACUAGAGAAAAACGUUAGAAUGCGAGAUUUUUUUUAAUAAGCACUUUUCUGUGAAAAGUAAAUUGAAAAUUAAAUUCGUAAAAAAAAUGUUACCAAAUACUUUGGCUUAUAUGUACAUUGAUAAUCGACUGACAUGCGAACAGCAUAUAUUGAACGGGUCUACCCCAACAUCCCGACACGUCAGAACACCGACAGGUUUGAUAAGUUUCUUUUUAAUAUAUAAUUACAUUUAUUUCCUGUUUUUUGUUUAUGGCCAUGUUUUUUAUUUUUUGUUACUAAACAAAAGUAUUUUGUAUUAAAAGUAUUAAACACCUGUGUUGAGCUGCCCCCCCCACUUGCAAAAAUUAAAAAACAAAUAGCCCUGAUUUAUGAGCUAUUUAUGAGCUCUCAUAUUCCGCAAACUAAAAAUUUUGAGCUCGUUCCACUGGGCAGGAAUUUAAUACCCCAGGCUGAGUCAGCCCCC